This is a messenger RNA of Cinclus cinclus, 5693 nucleotides long. RefSeq names its product discoidin, CUB and LCCL domain containing 2 (gene DCBLD2). The coding region runs from base 1 to 2163 and encodes 720 amino acids. The transcript has 15 exons. NCBI's taxonomy places the organism in Eukaryota, Metazoa, Chordata, Aves, Passeriformes, Cinclidae. The record is from RefSeq and is a predicted model, not a curated record.
AUGGUGAGCCCGGGGCGGCCUCUCCCCGCGGGGACCCGGCGGGCGGCCUCGCUGCUCCGCCCCAGCCUUCUCCUCCUCUUGCUGCUGCUGCGGGGCACCGAGGCGCAGAAAGGUGAUGGGUGUGGACACACUGUGUUGGGCCCUGAGAGCGGGACCCUGGCCUCCAUAAACUACCCCCGGACCUCUCCCAAUAGCACAGUUUGUGAGUGGGAAAUCCGUGUGAAGCCUGGGCAGCGGGUGCAGCUCAAGUUUGGUGAUUUUGAUAUUGAUGACUCAGAUUCCUGUCAUUCCAGUUACCUCAGAGUUCAUAAUGGCAUUGGCCCCAACAGGACAGAGAUAGGAAAAUACUGUGGGUUUGGCUUUCAAAUGGAUGGUUUAGUUACUUCAAAAAGUAAUGAAGUCACAGUACAGUUCAUGAGUGGAAUUCAUACUUCUGGACGUGGAUUUCUUGCAGCUUAUUCAACCACUGACAAAUCAGACUUAAUUACCUGUUUAGACAAUGCAAGUCACUUUUCCGAACCAGAAUUCAACAAGUAUUGUCCAGCUGGAUGUGUGAUUCCUUUUGCUGAUAUUUCAGGCACUAUCCCUCAUGGAUACAGAGAUUCAUCACCACUUUGUAUGGCUGGUGUUCACGCAGGCGUCGUGUCAAAUACGCUGGGUGGUCAAGUUAAUGUUGUGAUCAGCAAGGGCAUUCCGUACUAUGAAGGCUCCUUGGCUAACAAUGUCACCUCAAAAGUGGGACCCUUAUCUACAAGUCUCUUCACCUUUAAGACGAGUGGUUGCUAUGGGACACUGGGGAUGGAAUCUGGGGUGAUUCCUGAUUCCCACAUCACAUCAUCAUCUAUUCUUGAGUGGCCUAACCAAACAGGACAAAUAAACAUUUGGAAACCUGAAAAUGCCAGACUAAAAAGGAUUGGACCUCCUUGGGCUGCUUUUAUCAGUGAUGAAUAUCAGUGGUUGCAGAUCGACUUGAAUAAAGAAAAGAAAAUAACUGGUAUUAUAACUACUGGAUCAACUUUAGCAGAGCAUUACUAUUAUGUCUCAGCCUACAGAAUUUUAUACAGUGGUGAUGCACAGAAGUGGACAGUGUACAGAGAACCUGGCAUGGGUAAAGAUAAGAUAUUUCAAGGGAAUACUGAAUUGUACCAGGAAGUUCGCAAUAAUUUCAUUCCGCCUAUUAUUGCACGUUUUUUUAGGAUUAACCCCUUAAAAUGGCACCAGAAAAUAGCAAUGAAAGUAGAGUUGCUAGGAUGUCAGUUUAGUAUAGGUCGUGCUCCUAAAAUCACUUUGCCACCACCACCUCAGAACAGGAAUGAUGAGAAGAAUGCUGACUUCAUGGAUGACUUCAUUCAUUCAAUGAAGACUUCACUGCAGACAGAUAAAACAACUUCCACACCUGAAAUAAAAAACACUACAGUGACUCCAAGUGUAACCAAAGAUGUGGCAUUGGCAGCAGUUCUGGUUCCAGUGCUGGUGAUGGUCUUCACUACUCUGAUUCUUAUCUUAGUUUGUGCGUGGCAUUGGAGAAACCGCAAGAAAAAAACUGAGGGCACGUAUGAUCUACCUUACUGGGAUCGUGCAGGAUGGUGGAAAGGGAUGAAGCAGUUUUUCCCAACCAAAUCAGCAGAACAUGAAGAAACUCCUGUACGCUACAGCAGCAGUGAAAUCAGUCAUCUAAGACCAAGAGAAGUCCCAACAAUGUUGCAAACAGAGUCUGCAGAGUAUGCUCAGCCCCUGGUAGGGGGAAUUGUGGGCACGCUUCACCAGAGAUCAACCUUCAAACCAGAGGAAGGAAAAGAAGCCAGCUACGCUGACUUGGACCCUUACAGUUCCCCCAUCCAAGAAGUGUACCACGCCUAUGCCGAGCCACUGCCUGUAACCGGACCCGAGUACGCAACUCCGAUAAUCAUGGACAUGUCCAGCCAUCCCAGCACACCUCUUGGUGCUCCUUCCAUUUCCACCUUCAAAGCUGCUGGGAAUCAGGCUCUUCCACUGGUUGGAACAUGCAAUAAACUGUUAUCCAGGACUGACAGUACAUCCUCAGCACAGGCACUGUAUGAUAUACCAAAGGGGCAACCAGGGCCAGGGAGUGCAGACCAACUUGUGUACCAGGUGCCACAGAGUGUGGGCCAUCCCACUGUGAGUAAGGAUGAACAAAGUUAGCUCAUGAGUAGGGUAGAAUGAUGGCUUGUUUCUAAAAGCCAGUUUCAUAAAGCUCACAGUUUCACUUUUUAAAUUCCAUCCUUUUGGUAUUGUUAGUCUUAAAUAAUACAACGGUGAACCAAAAGGUCUGGGGAAACAGUAAUUCUGCUUUUCCUUCAGCUGUAUGUACAAUUAACAGCUUGUCUCCUGCAAAAAUGUGGACUUUUUUAUUACUACUAUACAAUUGUCUGCCAGACAUGAGAGAAGAACUCUUCAUUAUUAGCUCCAGUAAUUCACAGAUGUGAGUGAUAAAUUGGGAGAAACAGUUUAAGUACAAAAGCCAGUUACUUCUUCCUAAUGGUACUAUUUCCUGGGGGAAAAAACUCCACCUCAAUACCCAAAGCUCUUAAUUUCUGUGAAAGCAUUACAGUUUCUAAAAUUCCUCUUUCCUUGUAAAAUAGCUCCACAAUUUUGGACUUAACAAGCUACUGUCAGGACUGAUGGAAAAAAUCCCUUUAGCUUCAUGGCAUAAAAUAGUUUUGAUUCUGAAUUACAUUAUUUCAGCUUUUGUUAACCAAGUUGGGAAUUUUCAGCUGUGUGUUCCUCAGAAAGUUCCUGCCUUUUUGGUUAGGUUAACCUUCCAAACUAGAAGCUGCUGUCUGUCCAAUCUUUCUUCUGCCUCUUCUCCUUAAGCCACUCAGUCUUACUCCUUCCUAGGGAUCCAGGAGGCACAGACUGACACAAGCAGACUACCUGGCAACUGCUUUUACAUUUUUCCCUGUGCUGUGAGGGCCACUUGAACAGCAUUUGCCUCUAAGUCAGGCUUCCCUGAUGCUCAGUGCAAGAAGCAUCCAGGUCAUGGAGGUGACCUGAAUUGAGAAGGGUCCUGCCCUGCCCUCCCCCUGAUUGUCCAUUAUUCUGCGUUCAGGUGUGAGCUUAUACAAAAAGAUCUGUAUAUACUUUUGUGAGUAUUUAAGGAAGCACACAAAUAUUCUAAUGGUGCCCAGUUUGUGUUAGAAAUGCAUUUAGCACAUAUGGUACAUUUUAGCACAACUACCAAAUUUAGUGUUAGGGGGUUUUUUUAUGAUUAGUAUUAGAAGCAUGAAAGAUUCCAAAACCUUUGCAAAAGAAUCAGUAUUCCAAAGAGUGUUCAUUUCAGAUGUAUUUAUUGGAAUUUGUUUCCUUUGAAUGUUCCCCUGUUCUGUACUGUGAAAACAUUGCAGUUGGUCAUUUACUGGGAUAAUGUAGACUCAUUUUAGCUAGGUAAUCAUAAAAUGAAAACAGUCUGAAUGGCAUAUUUGCCAUUUUUAAUCUUGUUUUUAAAAAAAGCACAGCUUUCUCUCCUGAGUAGGAGAAAACCCCAUUAUAAAAAUGCUGUAUUUUUAUUCUAAGAGCACUGUUGGAAGGAUGCUGAAUCAAUUUGUACAUGUGGGACCCCCUCCCUACACAGUAGCCAAGUGUUAUAGACUUCUGUUCAUUUGUUGUGCAGUUCAAAGCCUUGUUUACUGCCCAGGUCCUUAAAUGGUGUGACAACAUCUGAAUGGAAACUGCAGUGCUAUUCAAGGGGCUGCCACUGUGCCUUAAUACCAGUACAGUAUCCUCACUCACCACUUGAAAAUCUAUUUGCAGAGGAGCUGUAUAUAAGCUCUGGAGUCAAAAAUCACUUGUGGCCUGUUCAGCAUCUAAAGUAUGAUAUGUAGAAACAUAGACUGGCUGGGGUUGGAAGAGACCUUAAAGGUCAUCUAUUUUCAAUCCCUUGCCAUGGGCAGGGACACCGUCCACUAGAUCAGGUUGCUCAGAGCUCCAUUGAACCUGGCCUUGAACUCUUCCAGGGCUGCGGUAGCCGUGAUUUCUUUGAGCAACCUUUUUUAUUGGCUCACCACCCUCACAAUGAAGAAUUUCUUCCUUAUCUCUAACCUAAACUUCACCUCUUUCUGUACCCAUUUUCCCCCUGUCCUGUCACUGCAGUUCCUGACAAGGAGUCCCUCUCUGGCUUCCCCAUGAGCCCCUUCAGAUAGUGGAAGGUUGUAAUGAGGUUUCCACACAACCACCUCCUCUCCAGGCUGAACAGCCCCAACCUUCUAAGCCUGUCUCCAGAGGGGAGGUGCUUCUGUCUCCACGUCCUUCUUAUAUUGGGGGCACCAGAGCUGGCUGCCGCACUCCAGGUAGGGUCUCAUCUGAGCAGAGGGGAAUCCCUCACCCUUCUGGCCACGCUCCUUUUGAUGCAGCCCAGGGUUCCAUUGGUUUUCUGGGCUGUGAGAGCACACUGCUGGCUCAUACUGAGUUUUUCAGCAACCAUCACCCCCCAGUCCUUCUCUGCAGGGUUGCUCUCAGUCACUUCUCUGCUUAACCUGUCUGUGAGCCUGGGAUUGCCCUGACCCAGGGUGUAGGACAAUACCUUGUUCAACUCCACAGGGUACCAGCUCUUGGGGCUGUCCAGUCCUUCUGGAUGACAUCCCUUCCCUCCAGCAUGCUGACUGCACCUCAGCUUGGUGCUGUGGGCAAACUCACUGAGGGUGUGCUCAGUCCCACUCCCCCUGUCACCAGCAGAGAUGCUGAACAUUUUCUGUCCUACCUUAAAGCCCAAUUCUACAAUUUCUGAUCAUACAUUCUCAUUCACUGAGGAUUACAUAAUUAUUUGUUUAGAGCUGGAUGUCUUAAGCCUAAAUGUGAAUGUAAGGAUGGGAUAAGACCCAUGUGAACAGCAAAUUCCUGCCUGUAAUUGUACUUCUGAUGUUACUGCAGCUUUUUCUGCCUUAUAAAAAUAGUCUGCAAUCUUUGUAGUUUUGCUUAAACAGGUAAGUAACUGUAAUUAGCUGUCAGCAGCAACUGUGACUGAAAUUAUCUGAGCUGAUUUUGUUUCAAGGAGUGGGACGUUGUUAGUUUCCUCUAAGAUGUGACAAUACAGCUACAGCCAAGUUAAGAAUCCUCUCUGUUCUCAACCUGUUAGAAAAAAAAAAUCUACCAUAAAAAUUAAUUGAUGUGUCCAAGUCAGUAUAAAUAACACACCUGGAUUUAAUUUUUACUGCAGACCAGGAAUGAUAGAACUGUGGAUAGCUGAAGGCUAAGGUGGUGUAAGAAUUAAGCAGUUUCUGUACAGUGGGUUAUUCUUUAAACAAACAUAAUAAUGCAACUUCAUAACUUGAGGAGCAUGAGCUGUUAAAGAAAUUGAUGUUUUUAAAAUGUAAGCCCCUUUUCAAAAGGAAUUUGGUCUCAGGCUUUGCUCUUGCUUCAGACUUUGGAGAUGUUAUCUGCUAGGGCUGAGAUACAGUUGAACAUGUAACAGGUUUAAUUGCAUGACACACUAAGACUAGAAUUUGCCUGUGUACAAUAAAGCAAAGGUACAUUUCAUGGGUCUCUCUUGUAUGUGAGGACAUGUAUAUAAAAUGUAUUUCAAUCUUGUUUGGCUUGAGUAUUCUCCCAGAAUGUAUGUUCUUACCUCAGCAUGUAUUGUAGUUGCUCAGUAUUUGUAUAUGUUGCUAGACUUAGAUUGUAUAAAUAGUGAGGGGGUUUUAUAUGUUAAAAAGUAUUUUAAAUAAAUUGUACAUAUG